Equus caballus (horse) is the source of this 2163-nucleotide messenger RNA. The record is from RefSeq and is a predicted model, not a curated record. NCBI's taxonomy places the organism in Eukaryota, Metazoa, Chordata, Mammalia, Perissodactyla, Equidae.
UAUGGAAAUCAGAAUAGAACACAGGGCAUCUGAGAGCACCCAAGACACUGGCAGUUGGAAGAGUGAUGGAGGACAAGCAGGGCCUCAAGGAAAGAAGAAAUGGAAACUAGAGUUCAUCACUGAAGAGGUGUCCUGAUAAUGUAAAUAUUGUGAUAAGCUAAAAACUGGAAUCACCCAGAAGAAUAACUAGGACUCAUCAUGUCCUUCUCAGUCCAUCCUCGAAAGACUAGCAAAAGACCUUUUCCAUUGGAAUCUCUUCUAAUGCCACAAGUUCCACGUAGCAACUACUUACAUUUUCAGGAAGAGAAGCAAAGACUACAGCUAAAAAAAUUCCUUCUCCAUAGGAUGUUUCUAGUGGCCAAGAUAACAGCAAACACAGAAAGAAAAGAUAUUGCUGAAUACUAUGAUCAAGUGUUUCAGUCAAUUUUGAAGCGUCACCUAGGAGAAGCAGUGACAGGAUUAUUACUCCUAUAUCCUACCUCCAUUUUGCAUAUCCUUGAGUCCUGCAAUGGUACUCUUUACCGAAUUCUCCUAGAUUAUAUUAACAGAGGAAAGAAUGAAACAGAAUUUUUUAUCCAAGGAAUGAAAAUUAUAGUCGUGUCUCAUAACAUCCCAGCAAGGCUCUUCAUGCAAUGGCAUGUUUCAGUAAUAAAAGUGCCAGUCAUGUAUCUUGAUGAUGUGACACAGUCACAGUCCCUAGAAGAGGUCAUAACAGAAUUUCUCAUUCAAACUCAUAAACUGGCACUCCAUCUUUUUAAGACCGUCAAAGUGGGCACUAAAGGACCAGGCGAUAACUUGCACCAGGUUGCACCGGAAUUACUCCUCCCAGAACAAAUAAUAAAGUAUUUGUGCAAAUCUGAGGAAUUCAUGGACCCAGAAACUUUCAUAAACAUGUAUAAUAAACCCAUACAUAUCACUUUGGAUUCUGAGGUGGUAUGGCCCGCUCCCUCCCGUUUCUAGGAUUAAGAGUGAUGAUGUGGUCGAUGUGGUCAAAUCUCUUAAGAAAUGUUUGCUACUUAAAUAAAAGGAAAAUAUUUCUAAAGUUACUAUUCUCUUUAAAAAGGAAAGAAACAGAACACCACAAUAUGUACAAAGGAUACCAACAAUAUUUUCUGGAAGAGAUUCAGUAUGUAUUGCUACUCAAUGAGACAAGGAUAGAAGUUUAUUCUCAAUUCAUUGGAUUAAAAAUACUCUUUCCUGUUGGAGCAUCUGAGCAAGCUGUUAGUAAGGAGUCCUCCUGUCCAUAAAAACUGCUUUGUGGGAUAAUUCUUAGGAGGGCCACUCACCCAUGUCUGUUGCUAAAGAUGUUUACUCAGGGUAUUGUACCAUGUCAGAGGAGCUGGAAAGCACAGCUCACAGGACUGAUGAAUGAAUAAAAAAGAAUGACCAAGUGGACAGAGUUUUUAUCAAGUGCCUACUAAGCUACAGACUGGAGCACCCAGGUACUGUCAUUUACCUGUAUGAAGAAAACACAGAUCCUACUGCCAGGAGACUCAAAGAAAGAGAAACAGAUAUGUGAACCAAGAAUUAAAAUGCCAUUAUGUUGUAAUAAAGGAAUGUGAAAAUUGUCAUGGUGGCACAGAGAGAAAGUAAUUAAUUCUCAGUGAUUUUACACCUGACCUUUGGAAUCUGAAGGUCCUGGAGCCAAGCCCAAGCUCUCUGCACUGAGUAGUUGUGAAAUGUGGAGCCCCAUCUCAUCUGCAAAAUGGAAGAUAAUAGCACCUACAUCUUAAGAUUGUUUUGAGAAUUAAAUAAGACAAUGUACAAAAGGCUUGUUUUGGCAUAGUAUGUGACAUAGAGUGAGUGCUUCCUGCCUGUUACUUUGACUGUGACCUGGGCAUUAGGAGGUGCUUAGAACAUCAGGGAAGCUUCAUGGAGGAUACCCACAGGAGUUACCAGUGAAAAAAGGAGGGGACAGAGAGUGAGCAAGUCAUAAAACCUUCCUCAGCCUCUGGCCUCUGAGUUACAAAUCAAGGGAGUGUUGGUCUCCAAAAAGAAGAGAUGCAACAGACAAGACAUUUACAUGUUUUCACCUUGAAGCUGUAGCUGCCCCUGAUGUAGGAAGGGUUAAUAAGCACCAGAAAAGGCUUGCCAACAAACUGUGACCCGGAGGUGAGAAGGCCAGUUAGCCAAUGACGGAUAAGACCUCCAGGGGGAGGCAAC